This is a messenger RNA of Strongylocentrotus purpuratus (purple sea urchin), 1949 nucleotides long. RefSeq lists its product as uncharacterized. NCBI's taxonomy places the organism in Eukaryota, Metazoa, Echinodermata, Echinoidea, Camarodonta, Strongylocentrotidae. Gene Ontology annotation, cellular component: nucleus; site of double-strand break. The coding region runs from base 210 to 1856 and encodes 548 amino acids. The transcript has 5 exons. Gene Ontology annotation, biological process: double-strand break repair. The record is from RefSeq and is a predicted model, not a curated record.
GCAACAUGGCGGCAAACACAAAAGUUCUACGCGCUGAGUAGGCUGCUGCGGCGUUCGACUCUUCGCGAGCAAUGUGCCGGGAUUUUCGUUCAUGAAUAGAAAUCUCAGGGAUCAAACUCAAAGUUUCACUGCCAAGUCAAGUGUCAGUGACGUCACGUUCCUGGUGAUAUUAUUAUGGGCCUGCUACGACUACAUUUCAGAUAUUAACCAUGGCAGGAAGAGAGUUUGUUGUUUUAUACACACAUCAGAAGAGGAAGAAAGCCAAGGUUUGGCAAGAUGGUGUCCUCAAGAUCAAUGACCAAGGAACCAAAGCUGAUCUUAUUGGAGCAGGAAACAAAAGGUUGGAUCAAGUUCAUAUCAAAGCAAACCAGGCUGCCAUUGGAGAAGUGCUAGAAAGUGAGAAAUAUUUGAUCACCAUUGAAGAGAGUGUAUCGUCUGAUAAACCAAACCCGGAAGCUGUUAAGAAUGAAAAGGCCUCAGUAAACCAACCUGAUCACAGACCUCAUACCCAGGCUCUAAGAAGACAGCCGCUGAAAAGAAAGAGAAUGGGAUUUGUACCUCCAAGGCAAGUCAACAAGCGACCGAGUCCUGAGAAAGAGAAUCCUCUACAGACACAAGAAAUCCAGCAAUUGGCUACUUCAUCAGGGUUCGAAAGCCCCAGGUCUUCACUCUUCAGUACUCCAUGUACCAAGACAGAGGUAUCUUCGCCUCAGGGUCCAAAUAUCUUGAACCUGUAUGGAAGGAGCACAGUCAAGGCAGCUCAAAGCACUACACAUCAUGCAGCAUCUGAACUACAACAGCCAACAAGAAACAAUACAGGAUAUGAUCCUCAACAGCUUAAGGAUGACUUUCAACCAGAAUCACAGGAAUGGAAUGAGGGCUACCUUGAUGAUAGGACUCUUCCAAGUCAUAAUACAGCCAAUAGUUUCUCACCACAUCCUGAAAGUACGAGCAAGACUGUCAUGGGUGUAGAUCCAUGUGAACUUGAAGUCAGAAGUCAACCAGAAAAGGACUUUGACAUGAGAGGUACGUUGGACGAUCGAGAAGGUGGAAGUGAUCUCUCCAGGACAGAUGCACCUGUCAUGAACAAAUCUUCCUUCUCUAGCGAUCCUAGUUCCACAAAUCAGGAUCUAUGGAGAACGUCUUCUGAACAGGACUGUACCAGCUACAGGAAGCACACAGAUCUUUCAGCUAGUUCAGUCAUGCCAGGCACUAACCCGGAUAGUGUGGAGGCUAGGCUGUCAGAAGAAACCAAAGGCCACACUGGGAAUGCUCCAGGAGCUAAAAGAAGCACCUCUAGAAUUCUUGCUUUGCUUGGUAAGGGGAAGAAACCAUUCCAGCCUCCCCUGAAGCAGAAGAUUUCGCAAGGUGGAGUUACUGACACAGUAUUACAUUCAUCUAUAGGUCAUAUGAAGGAUACUAGUUCUCCGACAACCAUCAGACCACAAGCACCAGUAAAUGUCUAUCAGAGUAAUUACCAAGCAAGUGUGAUUUCUUCAGAACCUGUGGUGCUGGAAAAAGAUGUGUUUGAUGAUCAUCUGUCUUACAAUACAGAAUCACAUCCUCCUGACAGUCUUCCCAUACAUACUUCUAGAGAAUUUGAUGCAGGUCAUAUGAGAAGAACUGCAGCAUCGAUGAGAACGUCACAACAUCACAGCAUCCCCAGUGAGAAUGAUCUUGUGAGGUUGAAGGCCACUAGUGGUCAAGCAGCCGAAGGUGGUCACAGGGAAGCAGCAGUCUGUGAUGAGUCCAGGGUCUCCCAGGAGAGUCCGGCACCGAGGCAAAACCAGCACAUGAAACAUUGUUUGAAUAAAAGAACAGGUAUGUUGAAGGGAACUUUGUCUCUGCAUGCUUAGGUAUCCUAAUUUUUCUAUAGUUUUCCUAUAGUUUUCUCUUAGUCCACGUAUGUAACACAUUAUUGGGCCACUUCUGUAGCAGAUUUAGGUCUU